AUGACACCAAAGAAAACAGUAUCACACGAAGAGAAACUCGAGCUAUUACAUACUUGGUUCCAGUCCGCCCAUGAUUUCUAUACUUUGAAAGAAAUUGAACAAAAAGCGAGCAAAGCAUGCAAAAUUCCAAGUAUACAAGUGAAGGAGUUAGUCUCCAAUUUGGUUGACGAAGGAUUGAUUCAACAAGAGAAAAGCGGAACAACAAACUUGUACUGGUCCUUCCAGUACACAACUACGAAAAACAAAAUUGGCAGAGCUAGACGUAUUCAGCAUGACUUGGAAGCAAAGAGAAAGUUAUCUCAGCAGAUGCAGAAGGACUUGGAAGUGUUGCGUGCUGAGAGAAGUGUUGAUGCACUUCCUGAGAGGGAAAAUCAACUACAAGAGUUGAGCAAUUUACAAGCUGACAUUGAUCAGUUAACGGAGCAGAAUAAACAGCUUGAACAAUAUCAACAAAUCGAAAAUCUAAAAACCAGUAUUGAGUUUUUCACUGAUCUGAUCGAGACAAUACUCUCUUGGUUAUCAACAAAGUCAGGUAUACUGAAGGUAGAACUUCGGAAAGAAUUUGGAAUACCAGAAAAUUUAGACGAUUCCGCAUAA
Lodderomyces margitis is the source of this 597-nucleotide messenger RNA. RefSeq lists its product as uncharacterized. Bases 1 to 597 code for a protein of 198 amino acids. Gene Ontology annotation, biological process: reciprocal meiotic recombination. The record is from RefSeq and is a predicted model, not a curated record. Gene Ontology annotation, molecular function: double-stranded DNA binding. The transcript has a single exon. NCBI's taxonomy places the organism in Eukaryota, Fungi, Ascomycota, Pichiomycetes, Serinales, Debaryomycetaceae.